Pollicipes pollicipes is the source of this 1983-nucleotide messenger RNA. Its product is annotated as leucine-rich repeat extensin-like protein 5. The transcript has 15 exons. Bases 1 to 1983 code for a protein of 660 amino acids. The record is from RefSeq and is a predicted model, not a curated record. Lineage: Eukaryota; Metazoa; Arthropoda; Thecostraca; Pollicipedomorpha; Pollicipedidae.
AUGCCCAUGAAAGAGCUAUCAGUGGGCGUGCCGGCGGCCGGGGCCCCGCUGCUGGGGCCGGCCUCUGCCUGCGGUCAGCCACCGCCGGCGCACGGCUGGACCCACCUCCUGCACGCCACACAAGGGUUCACGUACUCGGGCCAUCUGUCACCGCUGAUGACGUCAUCCAUCAGUCCAGAAAGGUCGACCAACCGGCUCAAUGGCCGCUCAAAAGCGUGCCGGCGGUCUGCCGAGCCGACCACCAGUCCGCCGGCCAGCCCGCACGCCCCGCCCCCGGCGGGCGGCGGCCAAUCAGCCCCCGAGUCGGCCGGCGCGGGGCGGAGCCUGCCCGCCGACGCGACGGCGGCCGCCGCCGCGCCGGCCGCCGCAGUGCAAGCCGAGAAAGCCGGUGGGGCGGCGCAGGGAGGCGCCGAAAGCGACACCGAAACUCGCCGUGACCUCGUGCAACUGGCGCCCGCUGACCGGCGCCCGUGGACGGAGGCUGCGAUCGCCUGCCGCGCGCGAAAUUUUCCUGGCGGUGAGGUUCGGUCGCUCGCGCGCGACGACGCGCUGAAGAGGGCGCGGCCGACGCCGCUGUUUCGCCCGUACAGUGAUAACCUGGUGCGCGCGCGGGGCCCGGUGAGCGGUGACGAGCGCGAACGCGAACGCGCAAACGAGAACAGUGUUGCGCUCUGUCUGCGAGUGCGACCAGACUCGCCGCCGCCGACAGCAGAGGAAGGACGGAGCGCUGCUGGCGAGGGAGCGCGACCUCCGAUCAGAGCAGAUUCAGUCUGCAGCGACCGCCUGAGUGAGGAGCGGUCGACGGGCGGUGACAUCUCUGGAGACGUUUCCGAACCUGCUGGGUACAGUGACAUCUGUGGAGCGACUGUUGAACCAGCGGGCUGCUGCCGAACGCGGCCGCUGAACCAGACAUGGGGCCGGUGCCAGGAGUGGUACAGGCGGCGGCGGCGGCGGCCGUGCCCCUCCAGUGACGUCACCCAGCCGGCCGACCGUGACGUCACGCCGGAGCGGAUGAUCUCCAUCAGCGGACUGAGCCCGUUCGCGGCGGCGCCGGCCGGCGGCGAGCCGGCGCCGGCCGAGCCGGGCCGGCCCGGGGCGGCUCAGGCCGGCUCCCGCGCCGUGCUGCCCGCCACAGCGCCCAGUGGAAAGCUUGUGGGCAUCGCCAAGGCCAGGCAGCGCGAGCCCGAACCCUGCACCAGCCAAGCGACCGUGCUGACAUCUAUCGCCGGCCGCCUCAACCUGCCAGGGUUCACAGCUCCCAGUGUGUGGGCGGGCGCCGGUCGGGACAUGGGCGUGGCCGGCUGGAGCAUGGGCGGUCCGACGGCGCCUGGCCCCGCCCACCUGCCGCCGCCUCCCUCCGUCUGGCUGGGCCAGACCACGCCCUACGCAGCGACGCCGCUGUUCACCGGCUAUCCGCAGAGCUACCAGCUGCACAGCGACCCCACCACCGGCCACUGGAUGCUGGUGCCUCGCACUGUUGCAGAGCCGGCGCCGCGGCCGGCCGUGCUGUGGUCUCCGUAUCAGUGUAUGCCGCCACUACAGUCCCAGCAGCUGACGGUCCUGCCAUCCCAGCCGCCGCAGCUAUACAUCCAGCAGUCGCCCACGGAGCAGGCGCCGCUGCUGACAUCUACCGGCAACCAUAGCCUGAAGAAGGAGGACCCAACGAGCCGCCUGAAGCCCAUUCAGCCGGCGCCGGCCCACGUGCCGGCGUCGCCGAGCAGUGCGCCGCCCCUGCCCGUCCAGUACAUAAUCCCGGCGGCGCCGCUCCAGUCGGUGUACUACACGCACGCCGAGCCGCCCGCUCCCUUCAUCCUGCAGCCGGCGCCGGCGCCGCCGCAGCCGUCACCGCAGCAGCUGGCGCCGAGCCUACACGCCGCCGUGCCGUCCGCGCCCGGCGUGCACACCAUGGCCACCGUCGGACAGCUGCCGAUCCUACCGCACGUGCCGCUGGUGGCGCCGGAGCCGCCGCCGGCGCCGCUCUGA